GCGCUUACAGCUUGCAUGGUGCCUCUUGAGUCUCAGCCCAGUGGCCUCCACCGGCGCAGUGUCUGGACCACGUGCCCUGUGUUUGCCGACGGCGGUCAGCGCGGACCUUCGCAAGAACCUGACCAAUGCGGAGGGAGAGUCCUUUCCAGUCGGGAUGGUGGUGCAAGCAUGGGCUUCUGCUGAGUUGGUGAGUGCACUCAUGGAAAUCCUCAUCAGUGAAAUGCUGGGGUACCAUGUGCGCGUAGACCCGACAGCAGCGGUGGAUGGCGCAGCGGGUAUCCAUGCGGUGCUAGGCUGUCGGACCUGGAUGAAUGAGAAGGAUCGCGGUUGCGACACACGUCAAGUGACGAAUCAUCUCCUGGUCGAGAGCUGGUGGUUAGGCUGGACGCACGUGGUCGAAGACUUGACAGAGAUCUACAAGGCUGAGAUGCCUGUCAGUGGAGGAGAGAUGGGAUACGAUGGUGUCUCGCCACAUUUUUGUUUCACGGUUUGCAAAAAGGCGCUUAGAGACAACUUGGGACAGAUACCAUCCAUUGAUACUUGUGGAACAGAAGUGAUGAAGGAAUUUUUUGUGCCUCAGCGUGCAAUGCAAGCAGGGCAAGCUGAAGGCAUUGCUUUGGACUUCUAUAAGAGUUACAAUGCUAGUUGGCACAAGCCGUGGAGAUUUUUCAUGAACAUCACAGUCAUGAACCUCACGGACGAUUUCAUGCCCUGCGUGGACACCAUGCUUGUGAACAAUGCAACUGGCUACUACUACUGGAAACUCACGGGUGACGACGAUGGCGUUGUCAUCACGGGACAAGAGUAUGCCGCCUUCUGCGAGAAUGGCUACACUUGGAUGUCUCCUUCGUGCAGGAAUUGGCCAUCUAGCUGUGUGAUCUACCUGACGGGGGGCAAUGGCUGGGGCGUGUUGCAAGGCAUGCAACGAGCUGCUGUCUUCAACAUUCCGCUGGGAAUCGCUGUUGCUCGCUCCUGGAGCAAGUACGUGGCGUUGCCUUCUGCUUAUACGACCUUGCUGAAUUGGUGGACGCCGGAUGAUUCCUUUCUGGAGUUGAAUCCGACUCCGUUGAUCUUUCCUCGGCGGAGUGAGCUCGCGCACCUCCAACAGGAUCUCACCUCUGCCAUGGAGGCGGUGCACCUCACUAAGCUGAUCAGCCACGAUUUGGAAUUCAUGGCGCCUGGGGUGGUGCAGUUUCUGCGGCAGAGCCAGAUUUAUCUGAGCGAAGUGAACGACCUGAUGCGAGCCCGAAAGGCUGGUCAUUCGAUCCACGAGGCGGCUUGUGAGUGGCUGAGAAGCCACGAGACACGCUGGCGUCCUUGGAUUCCGGAUCCCACCGCAUGUGCACGUGGCUAUGGUCUUCAUGAUGAGUAUUUGGGUGAGUUCACCUCGUCUCGACCAAAUGCCACCGGCUGCAAGGCGUGCCUUCCGGGCACGUAUUCGGACUCCUUUCAAGACGAUCAAGGUAGGAGCUAUGUCUGCACCCCCUGCCCAGCUGGCACGGAGCAGCCGGCUGCCGGAGAAGUGGUUUGCAAGAAUUGUCCUGUGGGAACUUUCAAGGCUGUGCAAUCCAGUGAUCAGUGCACACCAUGCCCGAAGGGCUUCUACCAAAACCACACUGGAGCACAGACGUGCAAAGAAUGCCCACAAGGGACGACUACACUCUUGCUAGGGGCAAAGAGAGGCUCCGAAUGCGUUUGCCGAGCAGGUUCCAUUGACUUAUCUUCUGCUGAAUCGGAAGUUGCUCAUUGUGCGGCCUGCCCUGAUGGAUUGACUUGCCCAGACGGCAGCACGAUGAAUCUGCUCCAGUCAGGCGACCAAACUGGAAGUAAGGCUGAUCAAGUGCCUGGAAUCGCAGCUGGAUUUUUCAGCUGGCCGGCAGAACCUCUCAAGGUCUUCAAAUGUCGCACGGCAAGAUGCCCUGGUGGAAGCCCAGGAACUUGCCAAGGGGGAGCCCUAGGUCCCACAUGUGCUGCAUGCUCUGAUGGAGAGUACUGGGAAAAUGGCCAAUGCUCGGUCUGCCAGGUGUCUUUGAAGGCGUUCUGGUACUGCUUGCCCAUUCUAGUGAUUGCACUCUUGGUCGCUGCUUACUACAUGGUGGAGACACACUACUUGGCCCUGCCCUCGCUGGCCGAAUGCUCGCGCAUGGGCUUCGAGAUGAUGCUGAACUUCGUGCAAAACAUCGGCGUCCUGAGUCUGGUGAUCGUUCCGUGGCCGGAGGGCCUGAAGGAACUCUUCGAGUUCUCGGAGGUCUUUGUGCUAAGUCUUCAGUCUUAUGGUCUCAAUUGCACCUCUAGCAGUGACUUGAACCAGUACCUGGUCGCUGCGGGACUCUUCCUGAGCUUUGCUGCAGUUGCACCCUGCUUGGGCUAUCUCUCACAGUGGGUGCCGUGCUUGCGGCGCAGGGAUUUAAGCUGGAGCUUCUACAGGACCAUUUGCACGAUAGGCAAGAUCUAUCAAUCUCUCUUCGUGACCAUGUGCAGUAUUGGCCUCUCUCCUUUCAUGUGCUACCUUCAUCCAAAUGGAUUGCAUAGCAUGUUGAAAUACCCCAACAUGCUUUGCGGCAGCAUUGAGCAUGGGAUCAUGAGAAUGGCUGGGGUUGCUGUAUUGACCUUGAGUGCCAGCCACUUCGUCCUUUGCUGCUGGGCUUGCUAUCAAGCACCCUCUUGGUCCAGGAAGAGGCCAGAUCGGCUCACCAGUGUGGGAUUUCUCAUCCUGAACUUUCGACCAUCUUCUUGGUGGUACAGCUUGAUCAUACUACUUCGAGGACUUUUCAUCUCCGUGGGACAAGUCAUCGCGCCCGACGCACAAGGGGUGCAGCUGCUGGUGAUGAGUUUGAUCAUGAUUGUUUCUCUUAGCCUUCAGCUCUAUGUGCUCCCUUGGAAAGCCCCACUGCUCAACCUCGUCGAUGCUGUUUCCACAGUCUUGUUUCUGACCUUGUUGGCAGUGGCCCUACACUUGUCACCCGUGGACUCACAAUCCUUCUUGGAUGCCUUUGGAUCCAUCAUCUUCUUCUUCAGUCUCGCACUCAUUACUUCUUUGGGCUGCCUCAUGAUGGGCAUGUUAGCCCUACAACGGUGUUGUCGGACAGAAGGAUCGCACAUCCGGUUGCUGAACCUGGGGACGCCCUUCCGUCCGGCCGACCUGCUCAUGCUUUUGGACUCCAUGUGCGCCAAUUUAAUGCGGAAGCACGAAGUCGAGCGUCAGACGCUGUUGAGGAAGAUGUCGAGUGGAUUGUCUCUCUAUGACAUUCAUGCAGUCGAGAGUGCUUUGAAGGUCUUGUGCGUGGAUUUUGAGCUGCUUGCGGAUGAGUCUGUAAGGGAAAGUCGGAUUGUGGGCGAGCGGAUCAGUCGGAUGAAGAGAAGGACGCUGCUCCUCCACAGCCUCUCGGAGGAUGGCUUUCUGCGCUUGCAGACGGUCGAGCGCCUGACUGCGGAGAGCGAUCUCGAUCGCUCGCAGGAUGAGAACUUCAAGCAGGCUGAAGAUUCGCAUGAAGUCCGGCCAAAGGAUGCAGCCUUUCAAGACCUGGUUCGUCAGACCUUUUCGUUUUGA
This is a messenger RNA of Durusdinium trenchii, 3550 nucleotides long. NCBI's taxonomy places the organism in Eukaryota, Dinophyceae, Suessiales, Symbiodiniaceae. The record is from the annotation of a GenBank genome assembly.